Lynx canadensis (Canada lynx) is the source of this 765-nucleotide messenger RNA. Its product is annotated as proline-rich proteoglycan 2-like. The transcript is spliced from 2 exons. NCBI's taxonomy places the organism in Eukaryota, Metazoa, Chordata, Mammalia, Carnivora, Felidae. The record is from RefSeq and is a predicted model, not a curated record. The coding region runs from base 1 to 765 and encodes 254 amino acids.
AUGGCCCUCCCUGGCCCUCGGUCCUUCCGGGGCACGUCAGCCACCCUGUCGUCUCCUCCCUGGGAGCUACCAGUGCAGCUCCCGGCCCCACCCGGCACGCACCACGGCGUCUGCUGUGAGGGGCCGCCCUGGGAGCGCUGUGUGCUGUGGCUGCACCACGGGCCUCCCCGGACGGACCACCCGGACGGGCCACCCCAGAUAGGCCACCCCGGACGGGCCACCCCUGGGCCUCCCAGACAGGCCACCCCGGACAGCCCACCCCAGACGGGCCACCCCCUGGGCUUCCCGGAUAGGACACCCUGGACGGGCCACCACCCAGGCCUCCCGGACAGGCCACCCCAGACGGGCCACCCAGAUGGGCCACCCCCUGGGCUUCCCACAGGCCACCCCGGACAGCCCACCCCAGACAGGCCACCCCCUGGGCCUCCCGGACAGGCCACCCCGGACAGCCCACCCCAGACGGGCCACCCCCUGGGCUUCCCGGACAGGACACCCCAGACAGGCCACCCCGGAUGGGCCACCCCCUGGGCCUCCUGGACAGGCCACCCCGGACAGCCCACCCCAGACGGGCCACCCCCUGGGCUUCCCGGACAGGACACCCCAGACAGGCCACCCCGGACGGGCCACCCCCUGGCCUCCCAGACAGGCCACCCCGACAGCCCACCCCAGACGGGCCACCCCCUGGGCUUCCCGGAUAGGCCACCCCGGACGGGCCACCACCCAGGCCUCCUGGACGGGCCACCCCAGACAUGCCACCCCAGAUGA